Molecule: messenger RNA, 782 nt
Organism: Lolium rigidum
Lineage: Eukaryota; Viridiplantae; Streptophyta; Magnoliopsida; Poales; Poaceae
Exons: 1
Coding region: 68-478 (136 amino acids)
Source: RefSeq, a predicted model, not a curated record
GCCUUGCAGUUCCGGUUCCAAGCACGGAGCACCAAAAGCAAGAACCGAAGGAGCACGCGACGCGAGCAUGGGCGUCAGCCUGGCGCAGGCGGUGGCGGCGCUGAUGGGCAGGUGCGCGCGGCGGCUGUCCCGGGCGGCGCGGCGGAUGCAGGAGCGCCGGCUGGCCGGCUCCUUCUCCCUCCCCUCCACGUCGCGCGCCGUCGUGCCGCUCACGAGGAAGGCGCUGUCGUGGUCCAAGAGAGGGAGGAAGACGGCGACGGGGGCGGACUCGUCGGAGGAGUGGAGCUUCGAGGCGUCGGCGGCGGGGGACGGGGUGUGGCGGAAGGAGAUCCUCAUGGGGGAGCGCUGCCAGCCGCUCGAGUUCUCCGGGGCCAUCUACUACGACGCCGAGGGCCGCCGGCUCGGGGCGCCGCCGACGCCGCGCACGCCCCUGCGCAGCCCGCUGCCGGCCUCCGCCAAGCUCGCCGCCAACGCCUGAACGCAAGAGUAGAUGGUCGUCGCAGCUGGCAGCUCGCCCUGCGACUUUGCCGAGAUGCAUGGAGAUGAUGGCUCCCUCUGCUUUGCUAGUAGUGUACAUGGUUUUCUUGCUGCUCUGCUUUUUUCCCUAACUCUUCUUUCUCUCUCGUAAUAAUAGGUACUACGGUGCUAUUUGGGUUUUUUGUUCAUCUUUUGGCGUGCGUGGUCAGUAGAGUACCAUGUACUGAUGUACAUGUAGAGUAAAAGAGUUUGUGGAAGCUUUCUUGCUUCUUUUCAAGAAGUUGGCGCCUAUUUUACAGCUUUCA